Molecule: messenger RNA, 4273 nt
Organism: Nematostella vectensis (starlet sea anemone)
Lineage: Eukaryota; Metazoa; Cnidaria; Anthozoa; Actiniaria; Edwardsiidae
Product: collagen alpha-1(VII) chain
Exons: 6
Coding region: 299-3784 (1161 amino acids)
Molecular function (GO): serine-type endopeptidase inhibitor activity
Source: RefSeq, a predicted model, not a curated record
GUCAAAUCGUGUUACGUUGUUUCGAGUUGCUUCAAAACGGAGGAAGCUUCGAUCGAUAAUAUAAGGGCGCUCAAAAACGCUUUCAAUGUACUCAUAAAAUAUUCAAGGCUUUCUUUCCUUUAGGAACAUGAUGCCUUAACGGUUUUAGACCUCAAUUGCAGCUAAAGCUCGACCUCAACGCCAGCGAUUUUGUUGUAAGCCUUGGUCAAUCGACAGCAAGAGUGCUGACUAAUUCUGUUUUUCAAAGGAUAGCAACUUCUUCAGCAUUAAGGGUGGUUUGAUUACCGUGUUUCUAAGUAUGCUGCAUACUGUUUACGUGCUUGUACUCUUAGCGAUCCUUGGUACGUCUUUUGGACGACCCAUCGAAGAAAAAAACCUUAGCGAAGAAUGUCUUCAGCCCAAACUAACUGGCCCAUGUAGAGCAUACUUUGAAAGAUGGUUUUAUAAUCAAACUUCUAGAAAAUGUGAACAAUUUGUGUAUGGUGGUUGUCAAGGAAACAGUAACAAUUUUGAAAGCAAGGCAGAGUGUGAAAAGAAAUGCACCCAUGGUGAAGCUGGCUUUGAAUCAGAAGAAUUGACCAAACAGAAGAUGAGUGAAAAUAAACACAACAGAGAUAAGAACACUGAAGAAGAAGGUCUCAGAAGUGUCUAUGUAGGUGAUCCUGAAGACCUUUUAAAAGAAUACUGGACGAUACGCAAGAGACGUAGUGUGGAGGACUCUGACCUUGAUAAUGUUGAUGAAAUUAUGGCAGCACAUCAUGGUCAAGGGUCUGAUGAUGAUGUUGAACAUGCUGAUAGUUCAUCAAACGAGAGUGGUGCCAGUUCUACCAAAAGACAGAAAGGUCAAGUUCAGACAGGUGGUGAUGACGAAUCAGACCACAGUGAACUAAACAGUAAGAAAAAUGAAGAUAGCAAGAGUGCUAAAACCUUUGCCAAGGGGGCACCUAGCAACAUAGACCAACCCGAUAACAAUGACAGACAUGACAGUGGAGCUGAUGACAAAGAAUUGCCUAACAAUGGUGGUCAUCAUGUUGGCGAGCCUGACCAAUCUGACAAAGGCAAACAAGGUGAUGGUCAACCUGCUAGCGAGCCUAAACAAUCUGAAAAAGGCAAACAAGGUGAUGGUCAACCUGCUAGCGAGCCUAAACAAUCUGAAAAAGGCAAACUAGGUGAUGGUCAACCUGCUAGCAAGUCUAAACAAUCUGAAAAAGGCAAACAAGGUGAUGGUCAACCUGCUAGCAAGCCUAAACAAUCUGAAAAAGGCAAACUAGGUGAUGGUCAACCUGCUAGCAAGUCUAAACAAUCUGAAAAAGGCAAACAAGGUGAUGGUCAACCUGCUAGCGAGCCUAAACAAUCUGAAAAAGGCAAACAAGGUGAUGGUCAACCUGCUAGCGAGCCUAAACAAUCUGAAAAAGGCAAACAAGGUGAUGGUCAACCUGCUAGCGAGCCUAAACAAUCUGAAAAAGGCAAACUAGGUGAUGGUCAACCUACUAGCAAGCCUAAACAAUCUGAAAAAGGCAAACUAGGUGAUGGUCAACCUGCUAGCAAGUCUAAACAAUCUGAAAAAGGCAAACAAGGUGAUGGUCAACCUGCUAGCAAGUCUAAACAAUCUGAAAAAGGCAAACAAGGUGAUGGUCAACCUGCUAGCGAGCCUAAACAAUCUGAAAAAGGCAAACUAGGUGAUGGUCCACCUGCUAGCAAGUCUAAACAAUCUGAAAAAGGCAAACAAGGUGAUGGUCAACCUGCUAGCGAGCCUAAACAAUCUGAAAAAGGCAAACUAGGUGAUGGUCAACCUGCUAGCAAGUCUAAAAAAUCUGAAAAAGGCAAACAAGGUGAUGGUCAACCUGCUAGCGAGCCUAAACAAUCUGAAAAAGACAAACAAGGUGAUGGUCAACCUGCUAGCGAGCCUAAACAAUCUGAAAAAGGCAAACUAGGUGAUGGUCAACCUACUAGCAAGUCUAAACAAUCUGAAAAAGGCAAACAAGGUGAUGGUCAACCUGCUGACAAGCCUAACCAAACUCAUAUUGGUGAAGCCGAACAAUAUAAACGUCCAGAAGCGCCUGGCAGCGAAGCAGAUCCGUCUAAAAGUGUACAAACCACUGGUGGUGAAGCUGAACCAACUAAACGUCCACAAGCCCCUGUUGGUGAAGCUGAACCAACUAAACGUCCACAAGACCCUGUUGGUGGAGUUGAACCAACUAAACGUCCACAAGACCCUGUUGGUGGAGUUGAACCAACUAAACGUCCACAAGACCCUGUUGGUGGAGUUGAACCAACUAAACGUCCACAAGACCCUGUUGGUGGAGUUGAACCAACUAAACGUCCACAAGACCCUAAUGGUCAAGCUGAACCAACUAAACAUCCACAAGCCCCUGUUGGUGAAGCUGAACCAACUAAACGUCCACAAGUUUCUGUUGGUGAAGCUGAACCAACUAAACGUCCACAAGACCCUAAUGGUCAAGCUGAACCAACUAAACGUCCACAAGCCCCUGUUGGUAAAGCUGAACCAACUAAACGUCCACAAGCCCCUGUUGGUGAAGCUGAACCAACUAAACGUCCACAAGACCCUAAUGGUCAAGCCGAACCAACUAAACGUCCACAAGCCCCUGUUGGUGAAGCUGAACCAACUAAACGUCCACAAGUUUCUGUUGGUGAAGCUGAACCAACUAAACGUCCACAAGACCCUAAUGGUCAAGCCGAACCAACUAAACGUCCACAAGCCCCUGUUGGUGAAGCUGAACCAACUAAACGUCCACAAGUUUCUGUUGGUGAAGCUGAACCAACUAAACGUCCACAAGACCCUAAUGGUCAAGCUGAACCAACUAAACGUCCACAAGCCCCUGUUGGUGAAGCUGAACCAACUAAACGUCCACAAGUUUCUGUUGGUGAAGCUGAACCAACUAAACGUCCACAAGACCCUAAUGGUCAAGCUGAACCAACUAAACGUCCACAAGUUCCUGUUGGUGAAGCUGAACCAACUAAACGUCCACAAUCCCCUGUUGGUGAAGCUGAACCAACUAAACGUCCACAAGUUCCUGUUGGUGAAGCUAAACCAACUAAACGUCCACAAGUUCCUGUUGGUGAAGCUAAACCAACUAAACGUCCAAAAGCCCCUGUUGGUGAAGCUGAACCAACUAAACGUCCAAAAGCCCCUGUUGGUGAAGCUAAACCAACUAAACGUCCACAAGUUCCUGUUGGUGAAGCUGAACCAACUAAACGUCCACAAGCCCCUGUUGGUGAAACUGAACCAACUAAACGUCCACAAGACCCUGUUGGUCAAGCUGAACCAACUAAACGUCCACAAGUUCCUGUUGGUAAAGCUGAACCAACUAAACGUCCACAAAGCCGUGGCGGUGAAGCCAAAGCAACCGCGGUAACCCAGAAAGAUGACAAAGCUGCUAGUGCCCAAGGUGAACCAGGGGAGGGUGGUGAGGUUGCCGAGAAAAGCGACCAAGGCAAGGAUGACAAAAUCCCCGGCUCAGGCAACAUUAGUAACGGGAGGAAGAGUGGCUUGCCUGUGGAUAACAAUUUCAGGAGAAUACCCGAUGAUUACGAUGACGACAGUCACAAUACUCAUUUCGCCGCUUUCUUUUUGUCUUCAAUUGUCGCUGUCUUUGCUAUUUACGUUAUUUACCACAAUCGACAAAAGAUCAUUGCGAUAGUUAUCGAGGGACGCAGCACUAACGACAGACGAGGAGGACGCUACCGAAAACUUGAGACAAACGUGGAAGAAGCAAUGCCAACCAUAAAAAGUAUAGGACCAACUACUCCUUACGUAUACUAGAGACAGGACAGAUGACUACGUGGUGUAGUGCAAUCUCCCGCGAUGUCUUCCAACGGUCCCCCAUCACGCGGUCGUCACUAGCGAAACACGCAAACUAGUUUUUUCAGACAUUUAGAACUCAGAGCCUUGUGCUGGCAUUGGCAAGAUAUGCUCAUCAGUCCUGCAGCUUGUUGCCUUGCGUUGAACAAAGGAAAAACAGAUAGACCUCCACACCCCACCCCUAAACCAAAUCUCUUUAGUAUGAAAUGUACAAAUGCGACCUCUUUGUUGCUGUUUUGCUUCAGGGCUUUGAAUUAUUUAACGAGAUCGUGUACAAAGCUACCAGCUUUCUCAGUACCUCUCAAAAGCAUGCAUAAAAUGCCUUAAAAAAUGCCUGAUUUUCAGCAUUGCUGCAUCUGUGAUAUUUUGAUGUGUAGAUUUGUAGAUUUUAUAAGAGAAUGUUUGUAAUUUAACAGAAAAAGAUAUGAAAUAAAUAAAUUGCACAAUAUA